AUGCAUUAUUCUUUAAUAUUUAUAUUCGCAAUACUCUUUGUCACAAUCACACUCUAUGCUAAUGAUAUAGGAAAUGGAGACCCAAUGGAUCCCGAAAAAAUCAAGGCAAAGUUAACAUUACUUCAUAAAGAUUUCUCGACAAAAUCUCAAACCCUAGACAUUCAUGUUCCUUGGUCACGAAAUGAAAUUUUUUGUAUAAAUGUAACCACACCGUCACCUAAGAUAGUUCUAUUUCCUUAUUAUAAUGUUUAUAUUCGUUGGAAAAAAGUACCAGAAUGUAAUAUAAAUACACCCUUAACGAACUUUCAAAUAACUUUAUAUAAUAAUCCAAAAAUUUCAGGAAGUUUUGAAAAAGUCAAGCAUGAUUGGUCAAACAAAAUCGCAUCGGAUGUAACAGAAGAUUAUUACUUAUGGAAUGUUCCAUUACUUUACCGAGAUCUAGUAAAGAAUUUCUCGAUAUUUUACAUUAGAAUUGAAUCAGAAACUAUUGUUAAUAGUGGAAUGUAUAUAGCGUUUGGAAUGACAGGACCAUUUACAAUUUUACAAAAUCCUGAUAAAGAAAAUAAAACCUUAUUUGCAGAAGUUAAUGGUACGGAUCCGAAAGUUGUGGCGCCUACAGUUAUUAGUGAACAAGUCAAAUCUGCAGGGAAAAGCAUUAACGUAAAUCCGAUGUUGAUUUAUUCUGAAAUGGGAAACGCGAUUAUUAAUUUGACAUUGUUGUUAUCUUCUAUAAUGAUGAUCUUUAUUCUGUUCACGUAA
Molecule: messenger RNA, 759 nt
Organism: Racocetra fulgida
Lineage: Eukaryota; Fungi; Glomeromycota; Glomeromycetes; Diversisporales; Gigasporaceae
Source: the annotation of a GenBank genome assembly